Molecule: messenger RNA, 1431 nt
Organism: Amorphotheca resinae ATCC 22711
Lineage: Eukaryota; Fungi; Ascomycota; Leotiomycetes; Helotiales; Amorphothecaceae
Exons: 3
Coding region: 1-1431 (476 amino acids)
Biological process (GO): regulation of transcription by RNA polymerase II
Molecular function (GO): zinc ion binding; DNA-binding transcription factor activity, RNA polymerase II-specific
Source: RefSeq, a predicted model, not a curated record
AUGGCCCUAGAGGGUAUGGACUAUAAGCACACCAAGAACAAGCUUCCUGCGAAUCCCUUCGUUCGACGAGCCUUGUCUCAAGUGCUGGAAAUGUCUGAGCAUACUCCCGCUACUCCCACUACUCCCAUAACUGCCAAGACGUUCAAACGCAGUUACAAGAAGUCUACAAAAGGCUGUAAGAAUUGCAAGCUUCGCAAGAUUAAGUGUGAUGAGUUACGACCAAUUUGCGGAAACUGCAAAAAGAGAUAUGUGAACCCCGAUUGCUGCCAAUAUGACCAUCAGCCUAUCGGCAGGCCUGGCAAACCUCCUGUCAAGCAUGCAAAACCGUCGGCCCCUCCUGAGAUAGUGAAGCCUCCAUUACAGCAAACAAUAUUGUGGAAACCUCUUGGUAUCAGUGAUGCAGAAGAAAGACUGCUUGAACUUCGGCUUCUUCAUCAUUAUACCAAAACAACAUGCAACGCUCGAUCCCUGAGCUCCAUGGUCCCUGUACUAUGCCAUCCUAUGUGGGAAAUAGACAUACCGCAGAUCGCCUUCUCAUCUGAGAUUGUGCUCAACGCACUGUUGGCGCUAUCGUCAUUGCAUCUUCUAGCCCUAACUCCGAACGAUCCAAUUCUACCCCGCGCUUCAAGGUCGUAUCUCGACAAAGCUAUCACGAAGCACCAAGUGGCAAUUACUCAAGUCGACCAGCACAAUGUCGAGCCAUUACUGGUGGCAGCAGUUCUGAUAGCUCAUCACACUUGGUUGACGGCCCACAGCAAAGGCACUAAAGAGCGGUAUAAUAUUGAUCUACAAACUUACCACAUGUGUAACGGGAUCAAAGCUCUGGUUGAGAGAACGAAGCACUGGCUACCGAAAUACGAUUGGCCUAGAGCAGAUCACAAAAGGCCCCAGAUCGACGAUCUGGCUAAGAAAGGAUUUAUGCGCUGUGCCAUGCAAGAUCUCGAUUUGCUUUCAACUACAUUCCGCAAAAGCAACACGCCCUUUGAGGAUAAAGCGGCAUAUGAGGCCGCAGUAGAUGAGCUCAUUGCCAUCUAUUCGAUGAUUGCAACCGAAUCUGAUAUUUCAGAAAUAGAGCAGGAUAUAGUCACACUUUUGCACAGGCUUCCUCCACAAUUCCUCCCCCUCUUGGAAAGAGAAGAUCCAAUAGCUAUGGCUUUACUGGCACGGAAUCUAUCCAUGCUCAGCCUUCUUGAACGGUCUAGUGCAUGGUGGCUUCAUGGUGCUGGGGAGAACAAGGUAGCAAUAAAAGCUGUGCUGGGGAUUCGUGAAUUGAUGCCAUCUGACUGGUCGUGGACUAUGGAGUGGCCGCUGAAUGUCAUUGCGAAGAAGAUAAAACUGGAUUCUGAUUGGCCUGAAGAUGGUAUAUCCGAGCCAUUUGAAGGCGAAGUAAAGCCUGCCCUAAUAACUUUCCUUCCUCAAGCAACAACUUGA